AUGAUGAACCUGAUCUCAGCCGAAAUAAACUUCUAUUGUAUUCUCAUAGAAAAUCUCGAACGACUUUCGCGACAGCAAAAUGGAAUGACGCUUUGGAAAAUGAAUAACCAAUGCGCGAGUCAAGAGGAAGGAAUAAAUACAUCACACCCAUAUAUUUUGGCUGUCAAAACAAACAAAAUGAAUCAUCCACAACGAAAUCAGAACGAAAAUCAAGCACCGGAAGCCGCGAGUGGAGGGCAACAACCGGAACAUAGGACUUCAAUUUGCGCCAUCUGUAUUGAAGACAUAGAGAUCCAAGAGCCAAUGUGGCCGUGUCGUGAAUGUAACACAGAAUUUCAUAAAAGUUGUCUGAUUAGAUGGUUAAGUGACCAAACACGUCGUGAGCAAAGACUCACCUGCAGAGUUUGCCAAACCGAUAUGACGUCCAUUAUAAACGCCUUAUUGUCAAUACCGAUUUGUCCCCUUUGCAACGCCGACUGUAAACGUGAAGGAUCAGUAUUUAUGGCAUGUGUUCGAGGAAAGCAAGAACUUCGCUGUCCUGACUUCCGCAAUAGCAUUUAUCAUCGCAAUGAACUUAACUGGCAUUUGGGGCAAUUACGUACAGAAAAUCGACCACUAUCAUGUGUUAAUAUAUUCUGCCGUGCAGAUCUGCGUUGGGUACUAGAGGGAGAAACACUUAUGACAUUGCUCACUUCACAUAUACAACCAAUUGAAAUCGAUCUCCAUAUUAAUCUUUUCUGA
Adineta ricciae is the source of this 741-nucleotide messenger RNA. The record is from the annotation of a GenBank genome assembly. Lineage: Eukaryota; Metazoa; Rotifera; Eurotatoria; Adinetida; Adinetidae.